Molecule: messenger RNA, 1080 nt
Organism: Ziziphus jujuba (common jujube)
Lineage: Eukaryota; Viridiplantae; Streptophyta; Magnoliopsida; Rosales; Rhamnaceae
Product: thylakoid lumenal 16.5 kDa protein, chloroplastic
Exons: 4
Coding region: 76-771 (231 amino acids)
Biological process (GO): photosystem II repair
Source: RefSeq, a predicted model, not a curated record
CCUCUAAUAUUUUUUUCCCACCAAAAAAUACCAGGAAAAAAAAAAAAAAAUUAAGGUAAAAGAAAGGGAAAAGAAAUGGCAACAGCCUUUCUCUCAACUGCAAUCACUUUCCUCCCUUCACGUCUGUCUUCUGCUUCUGCAUCUUCUUCUUUUCCACUGACAACACCAUCAUCAGUACAUACCCACAGAGAUAAUACCAGGAAACUAUUGACAAUUUGCAAGGCAGUCAAUGACCCACCACCACCUUCUCCAAUCCUAACCAAGAGAGCCCUUUCUCUCUGCUCCAUCACCACCUUCUUCUUCUCUUUGGCCGGUCAAGGCGGUUCCAAUGCUAAUGCAGCAAUUCUAGAGGCUGAUGAUGAUGAAGAGCUCUUGGAAAAGGUGAAGAAGGACAGAAAGAAGAGGCUUGAAAAACAAGGGGUUAUUAACUCAUCCAACGAAGAAAAAGCAUAUCUACAGGAUGUGGUGUACAAGCUGAGCAAGGUAGGCCAAGCUAUUGACAAUAACGAUUUGUCUGCUGCUAGUUCAGUUCUUGGUAGCAGCAUUGAUGCAGAUUGGGUUAAAAAGGCCAACAAAGCUUUCAUUAAGCUGAGCUCUAGUCCUGAAGAGAAAUCUCAGGUGGAUACCUUCAAUACAUCAUUAGCUUCAUUGAUCGCCUCAGUGACUAGGAAUGAUGUUGAGUCUUCCAAAAUUGCAUUUGUUUCGUCUGCCAGUGCAUUCGAGCAAUGGACAACUUUAACCGGGCUCCUUGGACAGCUUAAGGGACUUUGAAGGGGCAGAGCAUACCAAUUUUCAUUUCAUUCCUUUUUCGGGAAAAACAGUAGCUUUUUCGCAUUGAUUCCCUGGUUUUGAUUGGCCUGCUUUCAUAGUGUGUGACCAGGCAUAGCAAUUUGAGGUCAACAAUAUCACCAAGCUUCAGUAACAACAAUUUUUUAGCGAGCGUUGCGAAUUUUGAUGUCUUUAUUCUUUAAGACAUUGAAUACCAAGAAGUUUUCAACGAAUCUUCUCAUUUUCAAGUACCAAUCAGUUGUAUAAAAUGAGAAGGCAAAAUUGGCAUAUAAAUUGAGAAUAUUUAGAAUA